CAUUCAUGAUAAAUAGAGAGACUUCCCAAAAACCGAAGAUCUUUUCUCUUUCCACCUCUCCAGUCUUCCAGUUUCAGUCUGCUACUGUCGUCUUCACCUUUGGUCGCUCUUUUGACAUCCACACCCACUCUCGUUCACCAAAACCUCAAGCCUUGUGCUCUCUCCUUCAUUCGUUCAGGGGAGAAGUUAGGCAUCCAUUCGCUUUUUCCAAGACCAAGUCCCUUCGGAACGGGAAAGAAAAAAAAAGAACAAACAUCACCAUGGCCUCCAUGACCCUCAAGGCCUCCGUGGCCGUCGCCUUGGCUCUGUCCCAGACGGCCCUCGGCGCCUUGUUCCCCGCCAACAUGUACGAGCGUUCCGAAAUCGAGGCCAUGCCGCUCGAGAAGCGCGGCGCCGUGAGCCAAUGGCAGCUCUGGGACAAGGGGGAGAUUCCCUACAUCCUGGAGGGCCUCCAGCACGACCUGUCUGACAAGAUCCGCGAUGCCAUGCGAGCUUGGGAGCAGAACACUUGUAUCCGUUUCCUCCCCAAGAAGGAUCAGUCCGCUUGGGUCAACUUCAAGAAGUAUGACGAGGGCUGCUACUCUCAGAGACUGGGAUCUCCCGACAAGGGAGAGGUCCAAGUGAACUUUGACUACCCCAAUGCAUGGGAGCAGAUCAUUAGCCUCGGUACCUUCAAGAAAUGCUCGGCCCCCGGCACGGCCGGUCAAACGCUUGGACAUGUCAUUGGUCUUAUCAACGAGCAGCAGCGUCCCGACCGCGAUGAUUUUAUUGAAGUCUUGGAGAACCGCAUCAAGAAGGAGUUCCUGGACCAGUUCACCAUCAACCCCGACGCCAACGCGUCCGUCCCCUUUGACUACAACUCCAUCAUGCUGUACGACCGCAAGGCGUUCGCCAAGCACAACGGCUGGACCUGGCUCGUGGGCGAGCUGAGCCUGAAGGACACCAUGAAGUCGAAGACGGAGAAGAAGAUCAACCCGUGGGACACGCCGACGGCCAACGACUACGCCGCCGUCAACGGCGGCUACGCCUGCCCGGAAUACUUCAGGCGCUCGAUCCCCGAGUGCCGCGCCGGCUCCAUCCCCGCCGACGGCGAGCACUCCUCCUACAGCUUCCUCCUCGACCACUGGACGGAGAAGUACAUGCGCGACAACGGCUACACCCACGUUGCCGCCCACCAGAACUGCCGCUCCGACGUCCUCGGCCAAGACACGAACAACUGGGGCUUCACCCCGCUCAACGGCUCGGGCCCCAACGCCCAGUACAAAAUCACCGUCGACCGCUGCAAGAAGGACUUUGACCGCCACGCCAGCCGCUACGAGGUCGCCCUUUGCAGAGGGCCCGACGAGGGAACCUGCGAGGUCAAGUGCGGCCUGCGCCGCGUGUGCCCCAUUGAUGCCGACGGAAAGCAGGUCGACAGCAAGGCCAUUGACAUUGUGGACGACGCCCUCUGGGUCUGCCACGCCCACUAAAUCAUGACUGCAGUUCGUGACUCGAAAACAAACAAAAACGAAACGAGUUCAGCUCCAUGGAGUUCAGGUGGAUGGGUGUAUGAUCGAAAUAAUGGGUGGUCGGUCGGUCGGUCGGUCGUCAGCUUUAGAAGGGGGGAGGUUUAGGUUUUACUUUCAGCACGAGGACAUGCCGCGGAAUAGAAUAAAAGUUCUUGAUAUCUAUAACUAUAUACC
Colletotrichum destructivum is the source of this 1682-nucleotide messenger RNA. RefSeq names its product Putative peptidase, metallopeptidase, metallopeptidase, catalytic domain superfamily. Gene Ontology annotation, biological process: proteolysis. The record is from RefSeq and is a predicted model, not a curated record. Lineage: Eukaryota; Fungi; Ascomycota; Sordariomycetes; Glomerellales; Glomerellaceae. Gene Ontology annotation, molecular function: metalloendopeptidase activity; zinc ion binding. Bases 6 to 1469 code for a protein of 487 amino acids. The transcript has 3 exons.